CGCGUCGUGUGGUGCCGUGUGCAAACGCCCUCCCGCGAGAGCGAGACGCGUAAGAGAGCAGUCUGACUCAGCCUCCGCAGCGGAAAAAUAAUUCUUCAGCGAGCGCGCGCGCGCGUGCGAUUGUCGGCAGGGAAAAUCGAUCGGAAAAAUCGCUAGCGGCCGAUAGCCGAUCGCGAGGUGAGGCGGGACGGGGCGAGCUGCGCGGCAUGUUUUGAUCGGCGAUUUUUCGCUCGCUGCGUUAUCGCGUCGGUUUAUCAGCCGAUCGUCGUCGCAUCGUCGUGGAAAAAAGUCACGCGCGAAUUCGACGCGAGUCCUCGGAUCGAGGCGUCCUCCGAUGAGCCGCGUCGAGGAACGAUCGAGGAGCGGAUAAAACCGACAACGGAAACAGGGUGCUUUGUGAAGAACUGUGAGUGCGUGCGCGAGCGCCCACUCGGCUGACGUUUCGCGCGACGAACGGGCGUGUGCGCGUUGUGUUUCACCGUGCGAUUUACUCGAUCGCAACGAUCUGGUUGUCUAAUCGGUAUGAGAACCGCUUUAUUCGUCCUUUCAGAGUCCUUGGAUUCCUCGAGUAACCGUAGAAAACCGUCGAAAUCAUCAAUGGUCUCAUCUUUUCUGUGAAUCUUCUCUCUGAAAUUCUCUUCUCAAAAAUUUACUCUUCUGACUCAAUGUUUACUCAUUGUCCGUAACGCAUACUCGUAUAUGUGCCAUCAAUCACCGAAGCAAAUACGCUUUCGAUACGCGCUCAUCGCGAAGUCAAAUUUGCAUCCGCUACGGAGCGAUUAAUCGAGUAAGCGGGUUUGCUCAAGGUAUCCGUUCAAACUCGAAUCCUCCCUGCACAGAUCUCACCGAAUCUCGGUAGAUUGCUUAUUCGGACCAGAUUCGAAGAUACCGCGAGAAAUUAUUUCCCAGGCCAGAUACGUAAAUCUCUGUGCAAGACUGAUAUCUUUCACUGAUAAUCUCUGAUAUAUCGAGAUUUUAUUCUAAAUUGAUUACAUUGGUUCGUGAUGUUCAAUAUCGACAACCACAAUCGUUCCUUCUGAUGGACGUGAUUGUUCGAUCGGAUCGCAUAUGUGUGUUUUAUCAAGUUUCACGUCAAGUUCCUUACGGAAGAAACUGCCGAGAGAGUGUUGAAAGCGAAUCCAGCUCGACGAGUGGAACAAGGAAGAGACGCACUCGGACGUCAAGCGUUGCAAAUACGCAUGAUGGCGUACUAAAAGGGCAGUAAAAAAUCGCGUUCUGCGCGAGAGUUCUCGCGCGCGGUUCGCGGUUCCGUGCACCGGUUCGGGAAUCGUGAUAAAACGAACGGAUACAUCACGCUCGCUAUAUCGCGCUGUGUCGUAUAUACUAUUCCGCUCAGACAAUUCUUCGUGAGCGCGAUACGUGAGCGCCGUACAGAGUUACACUAUUAUGGUAUAGCGGACGCUGAGAGUGCGAGUGCGAGUACGAGAAUCUGACGUACCUCGACUCGAAUGAUGAUAGUGCUGCUGCUGUGCAUCAUCAUGAAGAUAGCAGAGUUCUCCGCGGGCCGGACGAGUCCGCCGCUGGCGACGAUGUCGGUGUCGGCGCGACCACCGCCUCUCGCCUGCAACAGGCGGUGUAGGCGGUGCAAGCGACACAGAAGUCCAAAUGCAUCCAAACGCAAGCAUCGUCGGCAAUCGUCCUGCAAUGAUAAAUGUACAUUACGAAAAUUUGCAGGAGAAGGUCCAGCAGUAAUGGAAGAUCCGCAAACGCCAGGGUCUGACUGUAACUCUAACCCAGCAACAGAUUCCAUUCAGCAGGAUCUGAUUGGUUCAGAGUUUGUUCAAGAUAAUGUUGAAUAUCAAUGGUUUAUCGAUUAUGGAUACAGGGAUGGAGGCCUACAUAUUCAUCCCAGUGUCCUGUCAUCACUUUCUGCCUCAUAUUCUCCGAAAGAUUUGGGUUAUUAUGAUGACCUUGCCCGUAAUUUGGAUGCUAACCUGGCAGAAAUUGAUAUGGAGAGUUUUCGCACCGCUGACAUUCAUACCUUGCUUACAGCUUUACCUGUCAUGUGUACAGAACCAGUUCAGCAUUCCGAGUUUAACUAUCAAAGGGAACAAUACGCCAGUAUAUCUGGAUCUGUCAUGGAAAAGCUUGACAUCGGUUCCUCCAUCAGCCCUCAUACCAGUAGUCAGGGAGAAGAUUCCGCAUGUUCCACCGCCGAUACGAUAUCCAUAUGCAAAUCGUCGUUGCUAUUUUCCCCGUUAAAAGAGACACCAGUAUUACCACCUGGUGGCAGCUAUAGCGUGGACUCAUUGGACUGUGAAGAUAUGUUGCUUACUUGUCAAACGAACAAUAAAAACAACUACACCAUUGCUUUUGAAGGUAGCAUCACUAUGUAUUCAGAUGGCUCUCAAGAUUUUGAAAAUCAUGAUAAACACAAGACAUACGAAUCAUCAGAUUUAUCCUACGACAAACAGAAAAAUGCGAAAGCUAUGCUGGACUUAUCAAUGGCAUGCUCCGACUCGAAAAUAUAUACGACAUGGAGCAAUUUGAAACACUCCUCCAUGAACAAGGUAAUAACUCGUCAUCCCUCCGGUAACAACAACACGAUGCCGGAUAUCUUACAAAGCGCUGCUAACCUGACGCUUGGUGGAAUAAGUAAACGAAGCCAAAGCUUACCAGAUCUUUCUCGUGUCCGAGAGUUCCAGCACACUAAUAUACCUCUUAAUUUUAGCGUUGAUUCUGCCGAAUCGAGCAAUCCGAUACAACGGCUACAAAGCUCGGGAUCUGCGAUGAGUCGUUCGACAAACGCGGAGAGCUCGGACAAUGGGGAUAAUGCUUGUACCAAAAAGCUACAGAAUCUAAGUCUUGUGAGAUUAUUCAUGAAGCAAAAGAGCAUGAGUGUAGAGGGAAUGAGUCUCACGUUGGAUCAAUCGGAUUCCAUUAGCGACAACGGUUGGCCCACCAGCAACAGUGGCAGUGAUAGCGCGACCAAUACUAACACUCAGAUACAACGACAGAACCAGGAUAACAAUAGAGAUCGUCAUGUAGCGGAAGAUGAUUUCUCUAUCAAUUGGAUCAGGCGCGAUAUGGCUAAUCGAGAUACGGAGAAUCCAAGAGAAAUGUUGAACUUUCUAAAAUGUGCGUCACCUAUCAAAGACGAUAAGAUAGAGAUGACGUCGUCAGCGUCAGUGGAAGAGCUAUCGGAGAGUAUAUCCAAGUCAGGUUGCACAAGCGGUCAAAUGAGUUUCGAUAUAAUCAAUAGUCCUUUUGAGCAGCAGCAAAAAAAUGGUUGGGUCGGCAUGGUGGAGAAAAAAUAUCCGAUAUGCCGAACGACAGGGAUACAGGCGAACGCAGAAAUGGAGGACAACGCGGUUCAGACCUCCUUGAUCUUCAUUCCUCCUACGAAAGACCAGGGGCCUCUUUUGCAAGAGACGAUAGUUAAUAAGAAGCCCGUUUACGUGGUGUAUCCCAAUUACACGUUGCCCGAUCUGUCGUUCCUCAACAUCAAAGAUACCAAAGUCGACAAUGUAGCAUUGAAGCCGCACACAUUCGACAAAAAUAAGACGGAAUGGAAGCGCACUGUUCGCACGAGUAGACCAUUCUCGUGCAACGACAUAGACGCUCUGCGACAACGUGGAUUUGCACAUAUAAAAGAUUGGGAAUCAUUAACGUUUCUGUUACCGAACGAGUACAAGAAGAUCUUGCACGACGUGCCGGAAGUCUCAAGGCAUAUCAAUAUGAACGAAGAAGUCAGGAGACCUCUGUUCUGUUUAUCUCCUCCGAUGCGUCACAAGGGUCGACCUAUCAGCGAAAUUGUACCGAAUAACACCUCGUCGACGAGUAGCACCGCGACGCAGCCGUCCUCCGGGUACAGAGGCUCGUCGACAAUUUUAACAGAUUCUUCGACGAAUCAGCAACAGCCGUUGCCGAACAAUGCAGUCAACCCGCUGUAUCUAUAUCGUUACGACAGUAUUAGUUCGGAGGCUAGCCUGGUGAACAACGAUAAGAAAAUGCACAGGUUGGUCAAUCACACAAGGCAGGCUUGUCCGAUUCUACCGAAGCGAUCUGUAUCGUUGCCACAAGGCGAUGGCGAGCCUGAUUUCAACAACAGCCGUGUCCCACCGCGACCGCCAUUGCCGAGAAGCAUCUUGCGAAAGAACAAGGUUCUCGCGAGUAAACGGUACAGCAUGUUCGAGAUGGGAGACGUGGGCGAAACGGAGGAGCAAGCCGUGGAGCUAUUAUGCCGCGGAAGAACGAUCGAUUCGGAAAAGGACGUCGACGAGACGGAGGAAGAGAGAUACCACAUAGAGAGAUUAAAUGAAGCGACUAACACGAAUGCGGAGUCGAGAACUUCUCAACACAGCGACGACGAUGUCAAGCAAUUGGAGGAUUACUUGAAACGUAGUGGUCUCUCGUCGCAAAGCAGCGACGGGGACACCGAGAACGCCGAUGUUAAACUGAGGUCGUACGUAAGGAAAUUUUUAGCUCUAAGAAUGAAUAAGGAACCGCUCGUCAGGAACGUCGAUAUGGGCGAAUUGCAAAGGAAAACCGUUAGUUUUGCUGUACACCAAAGAGAAAAGCAUACAGACCCUAAGCCAAAUAAUUUGAAUGUCGCUGUAAAUGAACAAAAUCAGGAUCAGAUGGUUGACGACAAAUUAAUGGAGUUGGAGGAAAAGAAAAAAAUGGUGUCAUCUGUAAACAAGGCAGUCGAUCUCUUGUUGAAGUAUUGGAACGCUGACACCGAUCAUACUCGUCACAAUUACAACGAGAAGAACGAGUGUGCACAGAUCUGCCUUAGUAACUUGUGCCCGGCUUUAUAUGCUAUGAUGUCGGACGGUUUGAAACCCCACUUGAACUCCACCUUUGGACCAAUUACUAAUAGCGUGUGGCAAGUCGUCGAAGCUAGUUCUCAGCAAGGACCCCUGACAAAAACGUUGAACGAGUUAGUGCAGAGGAUCAACGGCGAGGACGUUAUUACGGAAGGAAUGCUGAAGUUCCAUGCGUUUGUGUUUGGUUUGUUGAACCUAAGAGCUCUAGACGCGUGGUUCGCAUAUUUGUGCACUCGCGAAUCAAUCUUGCGGAAGCAUUACAGUAACAGCAGCUUGUUUGUCGGAGCCUUAGCUAAUUCCAGCGCACGAGAAGUCGUCGAUUCUUUUUUAUACAUCUUAAAUCCGCUUGCAUUCUGUCCGUUUCAUCUGGAUCUUCUUUAUCAAUACCGUCAACUGCAAAAUAGCUUUGGGAGUAUAAAUAGUCAUGCUAUGAACGCCGUGAACUUUAGAAAUGCCGAUAUGUCUCUGAAGAAGCUUGAGACCGAGGAAUCUGAAUCCUAUGGAAUGGUUCCUAGUCCAAAGAAAAUACGACCAAGAUCAUGCAUCGCUUACGAUGACAAAUGCGGCGUCAUGCACAAAGGCGAUCCACAAAACAUGAAGAAACGUUUCAGUGGUGCCCUUAGUUCGAAAACGUUUUACGCGUUGGACAAAUUAACCUCCGAAGAUUCCGAGGAUUACACGGACAGUCUGGAACAUUCCCCCUUAAAUAGAGCGACAAGUAGGCAGCCGCAACACCCGAAGCUCCAGACUCCCGAGACGAAAGCGAGCGACGAAGACGGUGUUACCGGCGAAACAAAAUUCCGGAAACUCCAGGAAAAGUGGGAGUUGAUGAUUGGCAAGGAAAGCAGUAAGAAUCAGCCGGCUUUAACGACACCUCCAUCGCCGGCUCGCACAUUCGGAGCACUGGGGAAGUCGAAGAUACCUCGACUGCUCACGUCGCCGGUGAAGCAGUCGAAUACUACACCGAUUGCUGGCAGACCGGUAAAAUCUCCCGUAUCGGAAUUCCCUUGGUCAAAGACACCUACCGCAAUGAAGGCGAAACCGAAAAAACCUGUGGAUACAAAAAUGAAAGACGUGACGCGUCGCACUAGUCGCGUUGAUCAGGAUGCGUUGGGCGCGCCACGAAUUCACACGACACGACCGAGUUCUUUACCCUACAAAUCGUUUGGGAUAACGUCGAACGACAAAAAUCCAAUCUUGCCUCACAGACGAGCCGCCUCCACCUCUUUACCACGUCCAAAUGUUGCUACUGUUUCGAGGAAUAAUCCAGUUACGAAGCCACGACAUAGAAAAGUUCGUACCCUCACUCACAGUAUACCGUCGGACACUGGUCAUCUUUCAUUCGUGGAAGGAGAGAAACUGAAAGUAAUAUUAGAGGUAGAUGACAAGUGGUUGCUGUGCGCAAAAGGUGAUCGGAGGGGCUUGGUGCCGCGAGCAUACGUGCAUAGCGUCCCAACUUAGCCCCUUUUCCCAACAACGUUUAACGAUCGCAAAUGCAACUGUGCUCUUACUCAGCCGCGAUUGUUGUAAUCACACUACACUCAAUGCGGGGACGAGGAGGGUCACGAGGACGAGUUUUGAGAAGUUCAAAUCGUGUCUAAUCGGGAUGAUGUACAGUGUAUUAAAAUUGUUUUUAAGCCAUAAUAUUAUAAACACAUUAUCACGCGCUUGUAAAGUUACUUUUAAUUGAAGUAUAAUCGACACCACUCCGUGUUUCUAUCGAAAUGCGAUAGUAGUAUUACCGCUAGAUAACGCCAUCGAGAACAUAGAAAUAUCACCUAGUCAUAAUAGGCUCUCGAACGACAUUAUUAUUAUUAUUACUAUUAUUAUUAUUAUUAUUAUUAAUCAUACACCAUCAUCAUUAUUAUUACAUUAUUUUAGUCAGGAAACGCGGUAGCGUCUCGCGCGCCAAGUAUUCUAGUGUCAACAUACGAGAGACGAUACAGCGUGUCCGUCACAGAAUCGAGAAUGCUUCUCUGAAAAUAAAUCACACAUUGUCGUUUUUAAAUAUUAGAUUUACUUAUUUGAAUAUGCAAUACGGACGCGAGAAUAUAACGACAACAUGUGACAAUGUUUUCGACGAUAAGAUGCCGGAAAAAACGGUGUAUAAUGACCUACAAAUAUUAUAAAUGUAACUGUGAUCCUAGCAAAUAGGCAAUUAAGUUUAUUAGUACGAAUACGCGGUGUAUAUUUCUUUCCGAUGUUUAUACAUUGUAACUUUGUAACUUAUUAUUUAUAUUCAUAUGUUGCACAACAUCGCGCGUCUCAACGAUCCUCCGUUCUGAUUUUAUUCUAUGUACGAGCCAUCACGGCUUGCGAUGGCGGCAUCACAUUUUUUACAUGCUUCAUGUAUUUCCUGUUAAGAUAUACGAUAUAAUCAAAUAAAGUCUGUUGUGAAUUAUA
Molecule: messenger RNA, 7193 nt
Organism: Harpegnathos saltator (Jerdon's jumping ant)
Lineage: Eukaryota; Metazoa; Arthropoda; Insecta; Hymenoptera; Formicidae
Exons: 14
Coding region: 1470-6251 (1593 amino acids)
Cellular component (GO): cytoplasmic vesicle
Molecular function (GO): protein binding
Source: RefSeq, a predicted model, not a curated record